GGGGUGGGAAGGAGGGGGCGGCCGUGCCCAGCCCCGGCGACGGCGGCGGGGGGAAACGGGGCGGCUGCGCUCUCCUGUCUGCCGUACCGAGCCGUACCGAGCCGAGCUCCCGGCACCGCCGGCUCCUUCCUGCUGCCGCGGUGAGUGCCGCGGGCUGCGGGGCGGGGGGAGGCGGCGGGCCGGGCCCCCCCUGCCCGGCGGCGGAGCCCGUGCGCCCCGUCGCUGUUCCCCCCGCCGCUCCGGCCGGGCGGGAAGAUGCGGAGCAAGGGCAGGAAGGAGAGCUUGUCCGACUCCCGCGACCUGGACGGCUCCUACGACCAGCUCACGGGCAACCCGCCAGGCCAAACUAAAAAAGCUCUGAAGCAGCGAUUCCUCAAACUGCUGCCCUGCUGCCGGCCCAAAUCCAUCCCCUCGCUCAGCGAAAACAGCGUUGAGGAUGAGUUUGAGCUCUCCACCGUCUGCCACCGCCCCGAAGGGCUGGAGCAGCUCCAGGAGCAGACCAAGUUCACCCGAAAAGAGCUGCAGGUCCUGUACCGAGGUUUCAAGAAUGAGUGCCCAAGUGGCAUUGUCAAUGAAGAAAACUUCAAGCAGAUCUACUCACAGUUCUUCCCACAGGGAGAUUCCAGCACGUAUGCCACCUUCCUCUUCAAUGCCUUCGACACUGACCACGAUGGCUCUGUCAGCUUCGAGGACUUUGUGUCUGGGCUGUCCAUCAUCCUGCGGGGCACCAUUGAUGAUCGCCUGAACUGGGCCUUCAACCUCUAUGACCUGAACAAAGAUGGCUGCAUCACCAAAGAGGAAAUGCUGGACAUCAUGAAGUCCAUCUAUGACAUGAUGGGCAAAUACACCUACCCAGCCAUGCGGGAGGAAGCACCCCGGGAGCACGUGGAGAACUUCUUCCAGAAAAUGGACCGAAACAAGGAUGGCGUGGUGACAAUCGAGGAAUUCUUAGAGUCCUGCCAGAAGGACGAGAACAUCAUGCGGUCCAUGCAGCUCUUCGACAAUGUGAUUUAGCUUUUGGACCUGCCUCCAGCUGAGCUCUCCUGCCACCAGGCCCAGAACCUGCUUGUCUCUCGACUUUUCCUUCGAGCUUCCCCUCCGCCAGCUGCACAGACACCCUUGCAGGAAGGGGGCUCCCUUCCCUGAGAUGCAGUUGGCACCAGGAUCUUCCUUCUGGGCUGGGUGUGCUUUCCUUGGGGGAUCCCAAGCAGGUGCUCCUGGAUGUGGGAGUGUGGGCAUGGCUGGCACAGGGCGAGCAUUUGGCCUGGAUGGAUCUCCCUGCACCUGGUCCCAGUGGGAAAGCCACAGCCUUGGGCUGCAAUAGAGGCUUCCCCCAUGCAGAGCACCCUGUGCAGCCACGGCUCCCCAACCCCUGGCCCUCCCCAGCCUCCUGAGCCUGCAGCACUGGCUCCAGCCCAAACCCUCUGGCAAUGCUGUCUAGAAACCAAUAAAGUCUUGCAACGGGCACCAGUGCCUCAGCUUCCUCCCCUGCCCCAGCCAUGCCCUGCUGUGGAGAGUGUGUCCAGCAUGUUGCCCUCCUUGCCCAGGCCCUAGCCAGUGAGUGGGCAGGGGGGCUGUGUCUAGAGAAGGCAGUAGCACAGUGAACCCAUCACUGAAUGAACUGUGGGAAGCAGCCCCUGAUCCCAGAGGGCCUGGUUAGUCCUAGGAGGCCAAUCCUGACACAGGGAGAAGGGAGACUGAAGGGAUCCUGAUGCUCCUGAAAAAUCCGAAGAGACCCUGAGGGCAGUGGUCCCUCAGGACGGAGGAUGCUGGGAGAGCUGCAGUCUCAGCCCCUGUUGUGUGAGUUCCAGGUACUGGCACACAGGGAAUCUCAGGGACUCAUUUUGAUGCUCCUAUGGAGAGACAUCUUUCCCACUAGUCCCCGAGGUCAAAGCUGCCAGAAUAUGGUGACACAUGAAGGAGAGAGGUGUGCUGGGCUCUGGAGGCCAUCCUGGCCCUUGGGCCUCACAGCCAUGCUCCCAACAUUGUUUGCUGCUUGACCUUCCCCUGGUCCAUCCCAGGCCACCUGCUGACAGGGGAGCCUGGGAAUGAGCAAUGGAGCAGAGAGUUGUCCCCACAGGCAUAGCUUUGUGGUGGAAGCACAGCUGAGCUGGCAACUCCCUGGGGAGAAAGCCAAGGCUGGGGCUGACCAGAAGUCAUUGCUGUGCUGCUGGUGGGCUUGAGGGUCACUUUGGGGCAGGAUAGGCUCAGCCUUUUCUCCUGGCAUGGCCAUGUGAGUCCCUGCUUGGGACCCCAACUAUGGAUCAGCACCCUGGUGCACCCCACAUCUUUGUCACCACCAGCUCCUCAGAGCAGGGUGUGUGCAGGCAGGCCUGUCCUGCUCACCUAACCCUCUGAGUCAUAGCUGGCACAGUGAUGCCCAUGGACUGAUGACCCCAUACUAACCACAGAAGCCCCUCUCUGUGAUAUCACAGAAACUGGGGAUGGACCCAGCCCCAGCAGCCCCUGGCCCUGCUGCUGCAGCCUUUGCAUCCUUAGCAGUCAAGGGUAAUCAGGGCUGGCCUGAGCUGCAGUGUCUGGGAUCAGUGGGGAUGGGGUGAGCAAGACCAGUACCCAUACUGGACCAGGCCCCAGAUACUGGCUGAGUCCCUGGUGUUGGAUCCAUUAGAAUCCCCCAUCAGGACCUUGAGCCAAAGUCACAGGGCUGCUCCCUGGUAGGACCAUCCCUGGCCCAGCUCCUGCAGGUAUGGUGUUUUUUAGGUUCAUUCAAUACAUUAUUCAUCUCACAGUCCUGUUCCUGGAUUUGCUGUGGGGCUGAGCUCCCACUUGCAGUCUCCCAAGGGUGGGAGGGCAGGUAUCCCGACCCUUACCCCUCCUGUCUCCUUCUCUCCAUCCUCCCUCCUUCCAGGCUCUCUGGGGCACCCAUCUUACCCCACCACACAGAGCAGAUGCCGCCUCCUCCCUCACGCUGCAGGUCGCAUGGUGUGACCCCUGGCUCUGGGGCAUGGUGACCCACAACCCGCUUGGCAUCUCCAGUCUGUAUAUUUUGUAUUAUAACAAUAAUAUGGGUUAAAAAAAAAACAAACAAAAAACAAAACAAAAAAAAACCAAUAAAAUUUAACCACAAUUGCUAUG
Molecule: messenger RNA, 3096 nt
Organism: Calypte anna (Anna's hummingbird)
Lineage: Eukaryota; Metazoa; Chordata; Aves; Apodiformes; Trochilidae
Gene: KCNIP2
Product: potassium voltage-gated channel interacting protein 2
Exons: 9
Coding region: 256-1014 (252 amino acids)
Biological process (GO): regulation of potassium ion transmembrane transport
Cellular component (GO): voltage-gated potassium channel complex
Molecular function (GO): calcium ion binding; potassium channel regulator activity
Source: RefSeq, a predicted model, not a curated record